GCUGUAAAACCAGGGGCUCCUGCUGAGUCAUGGGCUGUUGGGGUGCAUUACUGAAGUACAGACACACCAUGAGAUAGAUUAUAUGCCGGGGUCCUUCAAGUGAGGCACUGCAGCAUGAAAUAGCCUUUCUCAAUAUUUACAUAAGGAGAGGAACCGUAUGUGUAGGAGUGGCUAGCUACAUCGCAAUGAUCGCUGCGGCUUUUUUGGUCUUACUAAGACCCUUAAGUAUUCAGUGUGUAUUAUUGCUAUUAUUGCUUUUAAUUGGAACUGUCGCUACAAUCUUGUUUCUCUGUUGCUGGCAUCGGAAGCUGCGCAAUGAGAAAAUCCCCAUAAAAUCGGUGUUUACGAGGCGUUCAAGGAGCCGUGAAGCUGCUCUCCGGACGCAUCACUUUCGCUCCGAGGUCUGUCGUCACAGUCCUCGUCAUGUAAGAAGAUACACGCGCGCGCGUGUUUGCGAAGAGAAAAUCGUUGAGAUCCCGGAGAGCGCGCCGGACGCGUGCCCAACUGUGAGGAGGCGCAAAGUCAAGAAACGAGUCCAGCCGGAGUUUUAUCACUCUGUUCAGCUCACACCAACACGCAAACCAAGCUCCGGGUCCGGAAACGCGUCUCUGCGCUGCUCUAUGUCUUCCUCGGCGGAUUUCUCAGACGAUGAGGACUACAGCGCGAAAUCCGGCACGCUGUCGCCGGCACCGGGUGACACGUUACCGUGGAAUUUACCCAGACACGAGCGCUCGAAGCGGAAGAUCCACGGAGGAUCCGUGCUUGACCCUGCCGAGAGAGCGGUGCUCAGAAUUGCGGAUGAAAGAGACAGAGUCCAGAAAAAGACUUUCACAAAAUGGAUAAAUCAACAUCUUUUAAAGGUACGCAAGCAUGUGAAUGACCUGUAUGAGGAUUUGCGAGAUGGACAUAACCUGAUCUCUCUUCUGGAGGUGUUGUCUGGUGACACACUGCCACGGGAGAAGGGCCGCAUGCGCUUCCAUAGACUCCAGAAUGUACAGAUUUCACUGGACUACUUAAAACGCCGGCAGGUGAAGCUGGUCAACAUCAGGAAUGAUGACAUAACAGAUGGAAACCCAAAACUGACACUGGGUUUAAUAUGGACCAUAAUUCUGCACUUUCAGAUCUCGGACAUCCACGUCACAGGAGAGUCCGAGGAUAUGACAGCCAAGGAGAGACUUCUGCUGUGGUCCAAGCAGAUGACUGAAGGGUAUGUUGGUGUCCGAUGUGACAACUUCACUACCUCGUGGAGGGAUGGACGACUGUUCAACGCUAUUAUACAUAAGUACAGGCCUGAUCUGGUGGACUUAAGCAGAGUACCAUCACAGAGUAGCAGAUCAAACUUAGAACAAGCAUUCGGUGUGGCCGAGCAGCUCGGUGUCGCCCGACUGCUGGACCCAGAGGAUGUAGACGUGUCAUCUCCAGAUGAGAAGUCUGUCAUUACUUAUGUAUCAACGUUAUACGAUGUCUUUCCAAAAGUCCUGGAAGGAAUGGAUGGCAUCAAUGCAAAUGAUGUGGAUAUUAAAUGGGUUGAAUAUCAGAACAUGGUGAAGUAUCUCAGCCAGUGGAUCAAACACAAUGUGACUGUCAUGAUGGACAGAAACUUUCCCAGCAAUCCUGCUGAACUAAAGGCACUUUAUACACAAUAUCUUCAGUUUAAAGAGAACGAAAUACCACCUAAAGAGAACGAAAAGACCAAAAUAAAACAUCUAUACAAAAUGCUAGAGAUGUGGAUUGAGUUUGGACGGAUUCAGCUCCCUCAAGGCUAUCAUCCUAAUGAUGUGGAGAAGGAAUGGGGAAAGCUGAUCGUGGCUAUGCUGGAGAGAGAGAAGAGCCUGAGGCCUGAGGUGGAGAGACUUGAGAUGCUACAACAAAUUGCAAACAGAGUCCAGCGAGACUGCAUAACAGGAGAGGACAAAUUAGCCCUAGCGAGGACGGCUCUGCAGUCGGAUGCCAAGCGGCUGGAAUCAGGGAUUCAGUUUCAGAAUGAAGCCGAGAUUGCCGGUUAUCUGCUGGAGUGUGAGAAUCUGUUAAGACAGCAAGUGGUGGAUAUUCAACUGCUAGUGGACAGCAAAUUCUACCUGGCUGAUCAACUUGUUCAAAGGGUGUCAAAAGUCAGAGAUGAACUGUUGGCUUUAAGGACGGAGUGUUCCUGUGUGUAUAAUAAAGGACGCACACUGACCUCAGAACAGACCAAGAUGAUGAUCUCCGGCAUCACGCAGAGCCUGAACUCUGGCUAUUCACAAAACUUCAGCGCUGGACUUUCUCCCGCCCUGACUUCAGCGCUCACACAUGGAGGCCUGGUCACGAUGGGCAGUGGCCACAGCCCUGCACUGACCCCGGCACUGACCCCUGCACUGACCCCAGGCAUGCAGCCCACCUCGGUUCAAGCUUUCCUCAACGGUAGAGGUGGAGGAGGAAUGGAGCCUGCCGUCUUUCAGCAGUUCAAACACAUGCAGAUCCGCAAGCCCAUGCUCAAGUCAUCCUUCAUGGAUCCAAACCUGACAGAGGAUGAAGUCAAUAUGAAGUUUGUGCAGGAUCUGCUUAACUGGGUGGAGGAAAUGCACGUUCAGCUGGAUCAGGCGGAGUGGGGAUCCGAUCUGCCAAGUGUUGAAUCAAAUUUAGAAAACUAUAAAGACAUGUACAAAGCCAUCGAAGAGUUCCAGAUGAGCAUUAAAGAAGCCAAAAUGAGUGAGAUUCAGAUGACUGGGCAGUUGAAACACAGUUACUCAGAGAAGUUGAACAAGUUAGAGAGCCAGUACUCCAGACUGCAGAAAUCCUCCAUCGAGAGGCAGAGACACCUCGACAGCUUGUAUGACUUUGUAUCACGUGCCACUCAGGAGCUGAUCUGGCUCAAUGAGAAAGAGGAAGAAGAAGUGGCUUUCGACUGGAGCGAGCGGAACAGUAACAUCUCACGAAAGAGGGAUUACCAUUCAGAUCUCAUGAGAGAACUGGAUGAUAAGGAAGAGGUGAUAAGGUCAGUCCAGGAGAAAGCAGAAAACCUGCUUUUGGAUAAUCAUCCUGCCAGGCUGACUAUCGAGGCAUAUAGAGCGGCCAUGCAGACUCAAUGGAGCUGGAUACUGCAGCUUUGUCACUGUGUGGAGCAACAUCUGAAAGACAACGCUGUUUACUUUGAUUUUUUCAACGAUGCCAAAGAGUCUCUGGAUUACCUUAAGAGUCUCCAAGAUGCCAUUCAAAGGAAGUAUGGAUGUGACAGAACCAGCAGUUUACAUCGGCUGGAGGAUCUGAUUCAAGAGUCUAUGGAUGAGAAAGAACAGCUCUUGAAAUACAGCAGCACUGUGGGUGGAUUAGUGGGACGAGCAAAGUCUGUUGUUCAACUCAAAGCCCGAAACCCUGAGAAUCCCAUCAGGAGCUCCAUACCUGUGAAAGCCAUCUGCGAUUACCGUCAGAUCGAGAUCACCAUCGGCAAAGAAGACGAAUGUAUCCUCGUGAGCAAUUCUCACCGAGCCAAGUGGAAAGUUAUCAAUCCCUCUGGAAAUGAGGCCAUGGUACCUUCAGUCUGCUUCAAUGUGCCACCGCCUAAUAAAGAGGCUGUAGAAAUGGCAAGCAGGAUUGAGCAGUUGUAUCAGAAUGUUCUGGCAUUGUGGCAUCACUCUCACAUUAACAUGAAGAGCGUGGUAUCUUGGCACUAUCUGAUGACUGACAUCCGUGCCAUCCGCAAAAGCACCGUCGCCUCGAUCAAGACCCUGCUGCCGGGUGACCACCAGCAGGUUUUGAGCAGUCUGCAGUCUCACUUUGAGGACUUUCUGAAGGACAGCGAUGAAUCCGAGGUCUUUACAGUGGCUGACUGCACACAGCUGGAGAAGGAGGUGAUGGCGUGUAGGGAGUAUUAUGAGGAGCUGCUCACAUCUGCUGAGAGAGAAGAACACGAGGAGUCUGUUUACAACAUGUUCAUAUCUGAGGUGCGCAACUUCCGCAUGCGGGUGGAGGCUCACGAGGAACAGCUGAUUCGGAAAAUCCGCACCCCACUGGACAGAGAUGACCUGCAGGAGUGCAUGCUGCAAAUCACUGAACAAGAGAAGAAAAAGUUAGAUCUGGAUAGGUUUAAGGAAGACCUUGAGAUCCUGAAAGAGAAGUGUGAGGUUUUCCUCAGACAAGCAGGCGCCUCUCCGUCUAUCCCCACACUUUCCUCUGAGCUCAAUGUCCUCACCCAGAGCAUGAACCAGGUGUACUCCAUGUGCUGCAUCUACCUAGAGAAGCUAAAGACAGUGAGUUUGGUGGUAAAACACAGUCAGAGCGCAGAAGCUCUGGUCAAACUUUAUGAAGCUAAGUUGUGUGAGGAGGAUUCAAUCAAUGCCGACAUCAAAUCCAUUUAUGGUGCCAUGAGCACGCUCAAGCAAUGGAGGUCUGAAAUCGAUGAGAGACGUGAAGUAUUUCAUGACCUGGAGGAUGAGCUUCAAAAGGCUCGAGUGAUCACCGAACGCAUGUUCAAGACUCACAACGAGCGAGACUUUGAUUUGGAUUGGCACAAGGAGAAGGCCGACCAGCUGAAAGAGAGAUGGCAAAACAUUCAUGCGCAAAUCGAAAACAGGCUCAGAGACCUGGAAGGCAUCAGUAAGUCUCUCAAGUACUAUAAAGACACAUACAACAGCCUGGAUGAGUGGAUCAAAGAAAUGGAGACCAAACAGCUCAAGGCCCAAGAGAAUCAACCUGAGGACAGCAAAGCUCUGGCUGAGUUCCUUAACCAACAGAAAGUUCUAGUGGCAGAUAUUGAACAGAAACAGAGCAAAAUUGAAGAGUGUCAGAAGUAUUCUGAACAGUAUGCAAUUGGAGUGAAAGACUGUGAAUUACAGUUGAUGACCUACAGAGCCAUGGUUGAAUCUCAGCAUAAGUCUCCUGUAAAGAGGAUGAAGAGACAGAGUUCCUCUGAUGUCAUUCAGCAAGAGUUUAUGGACCUUCGUACACGUUACACUGCCCUGGUUACUCUCAUGACACAGUAUGUGAAGUUUGCAGGUGAAACCCUGAAGAGGGCAGAGGAGGAUGAGAGAACUGUUGAGGAUGAGAAGAAAGAACAUGGUGAUAAAGUAAACAAGUUGUUGAACUCGAUGUCCAGUAUGAAAUCGAAUCAAAACAAAGAUGGAAAGACUCUCAGUGAUCGUAAACCCAGUACUGAGAGCUCUAGUAAGCCCCAGAUGUCAGUGGAAGAAAUGGUUUCAAAGAAGGAACAAAUUGCAGAAGCUCUGAGGACUACACAGAUGAUGCUUACCAAACACAGUGAUAAAAUGACUGAGGAAGAAAAGCAAGAAACAAAAGAGCACCUCAGAUCUCUUCAACAGGCCUACAGCGAGCUCUCCCAACAGUGCGAAGAUGUGAAUUCUGCUGCUGAUCGGAUCAUUGAGGGCAUUCUGGAUGUUGAAAGCGGAGCUGUGUUGACUGUGUGUGGCGCUGUGCAGAAUGGCCUCCUGGAUGACAACACUGCACUCAGUCUUCUUGCUGCGCAGCUUUUGACCACUGGACUCCUUUCGCCCGAACAACACUUGUGUAUGGACUUGGAUGAAGCAUUUAAGUCCAGACUUGUGGAUAAAUCAAUGUUCAAGCAAUUGCAAAACCUGAAUGAAGCUAAAAAACGUCUUCAGGAUUCUCAGUAUGCUCUGGAACCCUUGCCUGUUAUAACAGCCUUGAAUAAUGGGGAUGUGUCUGAGCAAACAGCCUUAACGAUCCUUGAAAUCCAGUUAGCGACUGGAAGCUUAAGACGGACAAACACUGGAGAUAUCCUUAAUCUAGAGAGGGCUUUCCAACUUGACCUGGUACCUCACUCACUGUUUUUCAAGAUAUUGGAGAGAAGGAACACAUGCCAGGACUUGAUCGACCCCAACACUGCAGAAAAAGUUUCACUUAGUGAUCUUUUGCAGAGGAGUUUAAUCCAUGAACCGACGAGACUUCGGCUGCUUCCUGUGAAAAUCCGAAAUGAUGGAACUAUACCCCUGACACAUGGAGAAGAUAUUAGCAUUAUGAGGGCUGCACAUGAAGGGAUCAUUGAUAGAGAGACCAUGCUUCGGCUGUUGAGCACACAGUUGUUUGCAGGGGGUAUUGUUGACCCCAGCAUAAGUCAAAAGCUAACCGUUGAAGAGGCCGUAAACAUAGGGAUGAUUGAUCAGGACACUGCCAGUGAAAUACUGAGCCAUCAAGCCCAAACUGGUGGUAUUGUUAAACCUUGCACUGGGGACAGACUUACAGUCGACGAGGCCGUUCAGUGUGAGUUAAUAAGCUCCAGCAGUGCAUUGUUGGUCUUAGAACGACAAAAAGCAUUCAUGGGUCUGCUUUGGCCUCACACUGGUGAAAUCCUCUCUUUCUCAACUUCCCUCCAACAAAAAAUAGUCACUGAUCAACUGGCAACUGAACUGCUGAAUAAGCGAAAGAUGAUAACAGCCUUGUAUAUCCCUGAGAAUUCAGAGGUAGUUGACAUUGACUCCGCAGUGCAGUAUAAUUUGAUAGACACAUUCACAAAAGACCUGUUGAAAACUUUAGAAAUCCCAGAUGUGUUUCCUGAUACCGAUGAGCUAAAUGACAGGUUUUCUUCUUGGCUGGUAAGGCGGGAGCUACAGAUCAAAGAAUUUCAGGGAUCCAAUGAAGAAAUAAAGAGUGACGGGUGUGUCACAAAUGCUCCAUCUACUACUGACGCAAAACAAAUCUUUCUUUCAUACCUCAUGAUGAACAGCUAUAUGGAUCCAAUGUCAGGUCAGAGGCUUUUGGUUUUUGACAGGCAGGUAGAUAAAAUGGCUAAAUUGCUCUUUGUCGAGACAGCUGAAGCAGAAUGUGCUGCCAAGAUUAUCCCAACUGUAGAUGAUUCUGAGGAGUCUCUAAUGAAUAUGAACAUUUCUGACUUUGUGGACGAAUCUCUUGUCGGCAACGUUGGUGCUUUGGAGGAAUUGCAAAUAUGUGAACCAUCAGAGAGGAAAACUGAGGAUGAAGUUGAGGCAGAGGAUGCUAAAGCAUUACCAAAUAAUUUUGAGUUUACUUUAAACUCUGAACCAGAUGUCAAUAUCUUAGAAAUAGAAGAAACGUUUGAAGCUUUCCUAAGCAGUGGUCAACAAAUGACUACAGUAGAAACUCAGAAACCAGAUAAGGAUUCUACAUGUUUACACACUGACAACUGCCAAUCUGAUAGGACUGACAUGGGUUCCCUUCAUCUGUCACAAGCAAUGCAGUUACCACAAACAACCUUUAUUGCAUCAGAAACUCCCAUAGGUUUGUAUUUAGUAGUAGAUCAUUUUGUAUGUGAUGACACCACUGAAAAAGACCAAGAAAGAAAUUCAUCAUCCUUACCUUACCUAAUGUCUAUUGAAACAAGCAGUAAUAUAGAAAUGACAUCUGAAUUCCCACAUUCUCGGGUUUUGUGCGAUAGCCAACUCGAGAGGGAUUUUGCCAUCCAUCUUCUAAGGGCACAAGUAGAGGAAGGAGGGAUUUUAGAUGUCACCACUGGAAAGCGAUAUGAUCUUGAUGCUGCUCUCAAUAAAGGCCUAAUUGAUGAAGACACUGUUUUAGAAGUACUUGCUGUAGAGCUUCAAGAACGCAGUUUCAAAGAAAAUGAAAGUGUUACGAUGUCCAUUUUGAAGAGGUCAGUGAGUAAAGGGUACAUAUCAAAUAAGGUGGCUUCACAUAUCAUGGAAAAGCAGAACAUGUUGGGUGGUUUCUACACUGGAGCGGUUGAAAAAAACAUCAGUGUUUGUGAGACUUUAGAAACAGGUCUGAUUACUGGUGAUAGUAGUCGAAGUGUUCCCUCUUCAGAGCCAACAAAUAAGGCUAUAAUCGAUCAAGAGGUAAAGUGUUUACGCAGUGUUUCAGAUGCCCACCAAAUGGAAAUGUUGGAGGAUGAAGAGGUGAAGAGAAUGUUGCAUUCACAGCAGGACAGAAGUGUAAAUAUUAUGGUACUUGACUUUGACAAAGAUCAGCUCGGACAAACAGAUCCUUUAUACUCAAAAUUAGAUGAAGCCACGCAGGUGACUUCAGAUAUAGCACAUCUAAGCAAGUGCCAGGAUCCUCUGGUGCCCACAAUUGCUGUACAUGACCCUCCAAGUGAUGAUGUUCCAGUCAUCUAUAAAAAUGUAAGUGACAACAAUGAGAUUGACAAAGUUGCAGAGAGUAACGGAAUAGGGGUAGAUAAUGUAAAUUGCAGCAACUCAAAGAAGCCUAACACUGUACUAGAAACUCUAGAUGAAGAAGGAAGUUUCACAGAAGAGCAAGAUGAGGCUGAAUGCCUGAGUAAAAAGGAUGAGACUUUUGUUUGUCUUGAAGCUGAAUGCUUUGUAUCUGAUCUCUGCGAGGCGGGUUAUAUUGAGACAACAGCGAGUCAGGUCCAUUGCCCUGUACAGACUAACUCUGGCAUUUCAUGUUCAUCACAAAGUGACAUCUGCUCAAACAAAAGACAAGCAGAAAGCAACGUGUAUUCUGAACAGGAAACCAACAGUUUCGAAAACGAGUCCGAAAUAUCACAUUUCCCCGUAAAGGGACUCUCUAGCAAGAGCUUUAGUACUCUGCAACCAGAGGUAAUUUAUGUUGCACCACUGGAAACACUAGCACAGACUUCAUGUGAAUCAAGGGCCAAGUUUCCACCAGAGAUGAAUUUAAGCAGUAAUGAUCAGCUUACAUCAGCUCAGGGUUUACAACCUCAAACAGAAGAUAUUUCUCCUCAAUCCACAGUGUUCUGUAAAGCUGUUGACGAGGAAACAGAUAAGGAGCAGUUUGACGAAACUUCAAAGUGUAGUAAAGACCCUAAAGAAAACAAAGGUGUGCUUGAGCCCGUGGACAAGAGUUUGGAAAAGUUUGUAAAGGUACCCAUGACAAAAAACAAUCAUACCCAUAAGUCCAGAGUGGUUCGUAUUGAGGGCAGCACUGACAGUGAGAAUACACAAAACAAUGAUCUUGAAGGGUCGAUAGGGUUUGAAGGAUCUGAGCAAGCAAUUGAAGUCAACUCAAAAGAUGCAGCUGAAUCUACAGUUAAUUCUAAAUCACUUGAGUCACCAUUACCACUUGAAAUGCCGGCUGAAGCUAGUCAAGGGGAUUCAAAUAACGGUAUAAAUAUCAUAGACCACCUUAGUGAACAUGAAAUAUUAUGUAACCAUGUUGCCCCAAAGACUGAAAUGGAUGAUGUAGUCACAGUAGAUGCCUCAGAUUUUGAAAUAGACAAUGAACAGGACCUGGUUCAAACCGUGGAGUCAGUCAGCACCUCAGCUUCCUGUUCGGACCACAUGUUCAUAGAAUUCAAGGAAAUGCAGUCUACCUCCAAACUGCCAAGUGCUUCGGUCACAGAAAUGCUGAAACUGGAUACUAAACGAAGCAAAUAUGUCUACAAAAAUCUUCAAAGUGGGGAUGAAUUAGUCACUGGAGAUUUACAUCAGGAUAUAUCUUUUCCUCUACCUCAGCAGGAACUGAAAGAAAGUGAAAUUGUUCCACAACUAGUGGACAGCAGCGAUUUUAAAAUAUUUUUAAGUGAACUACUUCAGAUGAACGCAGAAGGGUUAAGUGCUGAUGAGAUGCAAAAACGAAAAUGUCAAGUCAUUGAUAACAUUAUUGAAAUCAUUCAACGUCACCCCACGCCCUUUAAUGCUAAUCAACCCAACUUCACUGAGAGAAGCAUGGAUCCAGAUAUACUGCUAGAUUUGAAAAAACAUGGACUAGAUUUAGGAGAGGAACAGAAAUGUGCAGCUGAACCGCAUCAUCAGUCUGGUGUUGGAUUCCUACAGUCUCAGCUGCAGGAGAUGAUUCAGGGGAUCUCCAUUUGCAGGGAUCAGGGCAUGCUCAAGGACAGGAUCGAAAAAUUAAGCACUGGCCUUAAAGAUAAUAAUAUAGACGUCAACAGCACAGAGGUUGAAGUUAAAGAUGAUGCCAUUGCAUUUGAUGUCUGUCAGGCAACCACCUCCAACCACCAGGAAUCUAAAGCAGUUCAUCAAAACUCAAAGCAAACGGAUGGGAUCAAUGUCAUACCUGCAGGAUUCUCAACCCAGAAUUACUUGGAAUGUGUUGGGAGACUCCAGGAUCAUUAUGAUACUCUUGAAGAUAUAAGAAAUGACUUGGUGACCAGAUGUCCAGUAGCAGAAGAUAUCGAGGGUUUGCACAGUCAGCUGGAGGAAGCUCAGUGUCUGGAAGCACAGCUCGGUCAUCUCCCUGCUAUGCUAACAGCAGAUCUGAACGUUUCCGAGCAGCUUCUGAAUGCUGCUAAUGAACUUGUUCCCACUCAAAUCCAACAAGAUCUGUCUACAGUUUAUGUAGAUUUACAGAACGCUUUCACAGAUGUUUGCCAUUUGUCAGCUGAGAGAAGUAAUGCUAUUCUACUAGCGAUUGACACAGUGAAGCUCCGUUUGGACACCUCAUAUCAGGAUUUGCUGGGCUGCCUUGAUAUGAUCUCAGCUCGUGUACAAGACAAUUCUGAAGAGCUGUCCAAGCUGGAUAUCACAAACACAGAUGACAGAGAACAAAUUAAAGACAAGAUACAACAAAACAAGGAUAUACAGAGGAACUUAUCAGGAACGCGACAGCUGUUGGAAGAUGCUGCUUUUGAUAUUCAAAACUUUAUUUCUGAUCACACUCAGUUCUUGAGUCCCGCUCACAGCAGACAUCUUCUGAAAGCUCUCAGCAGCACGCAGAGAACCCUAAAAGAGCUAACAGACAGAGUUUUCACUCACAUGCAAACUCUGGACAUCCAGCUGGAGAUCUGUGAGGAUAAGACUCAACAGCAGGCUGCUGUGGAGAAGCAAAAAGAGUUUUCAGAGAAGCUACAGGAGCUGUUGGGUGAUCUGAAGGAGACAGAGAACCGGCUCAUUGGACACCAGCAGCAGGCUGCCAGUGCAAAGACUGUGGGAGACCUCCAGCAAAACCAACAAGAACAUCAGGCUCUACAGAAAGACCUGCAGGCCAAUGCCAAUGCCCUCAACGAAGUCAUGAGCAGCACUCAAAAGUUCCUGGAAGAGAAUCACAGUAAACUCAGUCCAGAGCAGAUAUCGGCUCUAGAGAACAAACUGGAAGAACUGAAGAGCAAGGCGAAUCUGCUUAACCAGACGGCAGAAGAGUCCAGGAAAGAUCUGGACAAAGUGUUGACAAGUGCCAUUAAGCAAGAGACUGAAAAGGUAGCAGCUGUUGAGCAACUUGAAGAGAGCAAAAACAAGAUUGAAAAUCUUCUGGGCUGGAUCUCCAACAUUGGAAAAGAGAAAGAAAUGGGUGGAGUGCAAAAAGACCAGAUGCUCAAACAGAAUGGAAACAUGCCGGAGAAGACAUCACUGAACAGAAUAAUAGAACAGGGGGAUGAUCCUAAUGGAAAUGCUUUAGACGCUACAGAUAACGCAUGUCUAGACGCCUCUGAAGACCAUGAGAGUGAAGCCCUGGACUUGGAUAAGCAGUAUGAUCGCGUUCAAGCCCAUCAUAAGGAGAUCUUGUCUCAGCAGCAGGAUCUGAUUGUAGCCACACAGUCAGCGCAGGCUUUGCUGGACAAACAGGCUCAGGUGCUGUCGCCCGCUGAGAAAGAGAAGCUCCAGAGGGACAUUAAAGAACUAAAGGGUCGCUACGAUGCCUCUCUCACCCUGGCUGAGCAGCAGAUGAAACAAGUCCAGACUGUUCAAGAGGAGCUGCAGAAGUUUCAGAGCAACUGUGAUGAGUUUGAGACGUGGCUGAAACAGGCACAGGACAGGGUGGAGGAGAUGAGAAUGCCGGCUGCGGGUCUAGACACCCUGAGUAAUAAUCUACAGAGACAGAAGAGUUUUUCUGAGGAUGUCAUCUCUCAUAAAGGAGACCUGCGCUUCAUCACCAUCUCAGGUCAGAAGGUGUUGGAGGCAGCACGGGGUUGUCAUCGUGGUGAAUCUGGCGGUACGGACGGGUUGUCGGCGAUAGACAUGUCUGGGACUAGUGCCGCGGUGAAAGAAAAGCUGGACUCUGCUGCCAGCACUUACAAAGCUCUGCACAUGCAGUGUAAUGAUCUUGGAAACAAUCUCAGAGAUGUUGUGGAGAGGUACAGGAGGUAUGAAGAUGCCAGCGGAUCUCUGGUGAAGUGGCUCAAUGAUUCUGAGCAAGAGUCCAGAAGACAGCAGUCUGAACCCAUCGCUGGAGAUCCACAAACAUUACAGAGACAGCUGGAGGAAACCAAGAGUCUUCAAAGGCAGACCACAAACCAUCAGUCUGCCGUUGACACACUGAGAAAAGCAGCUGAGGCUGUGAUCACUGCAGAAGGCGAUCUGCUGUCCAAUCCAGAUGAGAUUCAAGAGACAGUCGAUGACAUCAUCGAAAGAUAUGACAACCUGUCGAAGUCAGUAAGCGACCGCAACGAAAAGCUGCAGGUGACCCUGACUCGCUCUCUGAGUGUUCAGGACGGCCUGGAUGAGAUGAUUAAGUGGAUGGAGAAGGUGGAGGAGAGUGUGAAGGAAAUUCCACAAGUGCCACUUGAUUCAAAUGCUCUUUCACAUGCGCUUAGCAAAGAGGCUGCCCUGGAGCAGGACAUGUCCAGUAGGCUGAGCAGCAUCACCACCAUGAAGACAAAGGUGCAGACGUUUGUGGAGAGUGCUGACCCGGCGGCUGCUGCUCUGCUGCGGGAUAAGAUGGAGGCGUUGUCUAAGCGCUUUACGGACGCCUCUCAGCAGCACAGACAGAAGAUGACUCAGAUGGAACAGCUCAGAGACAAGGUGGAGCAGUUUGAGAAGACAUCUGAGAAGGUUCAGCAGUUUGUGGUGAAGAGCUCGAAGGCUCUCGCAGAGACUGACGGACCUGGAAAGAACGUCACUGAGCUCUCUCAGCUCAUCCAGGACUCGAACGCAGAGUUAGUCGAGCAUGCUAAGGAUGUGGAAACCCUUCGAAAACUAACGGAUGAACUCAGCAAGAUGAGUCCUGAUGGUAGUAAAGCUCUUAUUCAGAGCAAGAUGGAGAACAUAUCCAACAGCUUCAAUGCUUUUAAAGAUACCGUUCAAGAAAAAAAGCAGGAGGUUUCGUCGUGCCAGAAGCAGCUGCUGGAGUUUAAAGCAGCCGCGGGGGUGUUAAUGAAAUGGCUGGAGGAGACAAAAGAGCAAGUGCCAGUGCUUCAGCCCAACUGCAAUGAGCCAGGCCUGAGAAAAGAGCUGCUGAAAGUAAACGGCUUGUUGGAUGAAUGGACGUCUAAGGCUCCACCAGUUCAGGAUAUAAAUAGCAAAGGGUCUGCUUUAUGUAGUCUAAUCAGUGUUUUGACAUCACCGGCCAAAGCCAAAACACAUCACAGCGCAGGAUUGGCUGUUGGUGAUGGUUCUGGCCCAGGAAGCCAAUCAUAUCUGACAAACCAAGAGUUGAUGCUGAUACAGCAGAACACGUCCGGCAUUAACAGCAGUUACGAGGAUCUCGGAGAGCUGUUAAAGGCCAGAUCCUCUGAGCUCAGUGAUCUGAUGAAGAAAAUCCAAGCGGUCCAUGAGCAGUCUGAUUCUUUAUUGAAGUGGAUAGAGGACACAAAGAAGACAGCAGCAUCUUCGAGAAACCCUCCAUCUGACUCUGUAAAAACGCAGAUAGAGCAACAGAAGGCCUUUGAAGAGAAUAUGAAAGAAAAGCACAAACAGGUCCUGCAGCUGAGAGAGAGCUUGCGCCGUCUGAUCGAGGAACACCCCGAUUCACCCGAAGCAGAAAAGUGGAAGCACAUGCUGGCAAAGAUCGAUGCAGGGUGGGAGGAGGUCAGGGGCACAGCGGAGAUCAGGAAGCGGCAUCUGGAGGAGUCAUCCCGAAUGCUAGAGCUCUUUCAGACGACUCAACCGCAGCUCUCGCAGUGGCUGCAGGAGAAAGAGCUGAUGAUGAGUGUGCUGGGUCCUCUGUCUGUAGAUCCCAACAUGCUUAAUACACAAAAGCAACAAGUCCAGAUUCUCCUGAAGGAGUUUGACAGCCGCAAACCUCAGUUAGAGAAGUUAAACGAGGCUGCCACAUCCAUAGCUAACGCAUCAGAGGAGAAGCAGGAUCCGGCUGUAGAGAAGGUUAAAGAACAACUGGCAUCAAUCUCACAGAAAUGGCUGAACCUGACCGGCCAGCUGUCUCAGAGACAUGCCCUUAUCGAGAAGGCUGUAGGUAAAACCACUCAGUUUCAGGAGCUCUUACACAGCCUCAGUGAAAGUGUUGCCUGCCUGGAGAAUGAACUUCGGAACCAGCAGACCCUCAGCACCCAGCCUGAUGAAGUGAAGAAACAGAUGGAGUCCACCAAUGAAGUCCUGGCACAGUUGCGAGGGGAGAAGAAGAGGCUAAAGGAGGCAGAGAUCAUCUGCUCAGAGCUUUCUGCCAUGGUGACUGAAGAGUACCUCAGAACGGACUUGACAAAGCAGCUCGAGAGCGUCUCCAAACCAUUUAAACAACUGGAGGACAAAGCAGGAAAGCGCAUUGAGCAACUCAACUCAGCCUUUGCCAGCUCUCAGCAGUUCCAUCAGACAUCUAAAGACUUCCAGUCCUGGCUGAAUGAAACGCUUCAGGACCAGUGUAAACCCCAGCCCGUCUCCGCUCACGUAGAAAUGUUAAAACAUAGACUGAAAGAGAACGGUGUUGUUCAGAAGACCAUUUGUGAGCAUGAGGACUCCUAUAACACCAUCACGAGGGAGGGAGAAGCUCUCCUCCAAAGUACAGAAGGGGCAGAGAAGGUGGCCCUUCAGGGGCAACUCUCUGCUUUAAAAUCCAACUGGGACGAUGUGAAGAAAUGCAGUGCUGAGCAAGCUGGAAAGCUUCAAGGUGCCAUGCAGAAAGCAUUGAAGUACAAGGAAAUUUCUGAAGAUCUGAACUCAUGGUUGCAGGAAUGUGUAGUCAGGCAGAAGAGCGUGAAGCUUAGUGUGAACUUGGCGGAGGUCGAGAGCUCCGUCUCGCAGUUGAAGGCCAUACAGAAGGACCUUGACAAGCAUAGGGGGCAGGUUGUGAUGAUGAACGCUGCUGCAGACAGCCUCCUGGAAGUGGUCACUACGGAUGGCGAUACGGUUAGAGAGGAGAAGACGGCCAUUGGUAAAAGGGUGGAGAAGCUAACAGAAGAUUUACAGCUCAAGAAAGAAUCAUUAGAAAAUAUCUCACAGAAGAUGAAAGAGUUCAAUGACUUGCAAAAGGAAGCUAAAGUCCAACUGGAAGGUGCCAAGAAACAGCUCGAGGUUCAUUCUGUUUUGGGUGUCCAAGCCUACGGCACCAAGAACCUGACCAACAUGAAAGCCCAGCAGAACAGUUUGGAGGGUGUCCACAAGCAGAUUGAGGAUCUCAAAAAUCUUGCUAAAAGUCUUGUGGUAGAUGUCCCUGAGGUCGACGGUGUGACCGACCUUCUCCUUCGAGCGGACAGUCUUGAAAAGGACCACAUUUCUGUUACCAAAGAGGUGGAAGACGCUUGCUCCACCCUGGAGAACAAACUCCAAGGCAUCGGCCAAUUUCAGAACAGCAUUCGUGAAAUGUUUGCAAGCUUUGCAGAUCUGGACGACGAGUUGGACGGCAUGGCUCCGGUCGGCAGAGAUCUCGACACUCUACGGGGUCAGCAGAGCACUAUCAAAGACUUUGUAAGGAAACUUCAGGAUCUGAUGAGCAACACGGCCAAUGCCAAAGAAAGCUGCAAGAAGAUGAUGGAGUCUGAGGCCUCGCCAGAUCUACUGGGUCUGAAGAGAGAUCUGGAAUCCCUGAACAAGCAGUGUGGGAAGCUGAUGGACCGAGCAAGCGGCAGAAAAGAACAGGUUGAAGACACCCUGAGUCAUCUGGAGGGCUUCUACAACAAAGUGAAAGUAUUGACCCAAAAACUCAGUGAAGCUGAAAAGCAAGAGGAAUCCCAAGAGACUGUGGGACUGGAAACAGAGGUCAUUAACCAACAACUGGACUCUUUUAAGGCUUUUCAGAAAGAUGUUAUCGAGUCUCUUCAGAGCCAGCUGCAGGAGUUAAACUCUGUAGGUCACGGUUUGAUCCAGAACGCCUCCAAAGGCACCUGCACCAAGAGCCUUGAGCAAGACCUGGAGGAGCUCAACACACGGUGGAACACCCUACACAAAAAAGUUGCAGAGAGAUCUGCGCAGUUGCAUGAAGCGCUGCUGCACUGUGGCAGGUUUCAGGAUGCACUGGAGUCUCUUCUCAGCUGGCUCACAGACACAGAAGAGCUUGUGGCACUUCAGAAACCUCCAUCUGCAGAGUUCAAAGUGGUCAAAGCACAGAUACAAGAACAGAAGCUUCUGCAGAGAUUGCUGGAUGACCGAAGAGCAUUGGUGGAGCUGAUUAAGAUGGAGGGACUGAAGGUGACAGAGUUGGCUGACACUGUUGAUAAAGAGAAGAUCGCAAGAGAAAUCGAAUGCCUUGGGCAAAGGUGGGAUGCCCUACUUAAGAAAGCUGACAACAGACACAAGCAACUGGAGAGUAUUUUAGUGGUGGCACAGCAAUUCCACGACACCCUCGAACCUUUAACAGAAUGGCUGACUGCUACUGAAAAAAGGCUGGCAAACUCAGAACCCAUUGGCACCCAGACGGCCAAACUACAGAAGCAGAUUUCUCAGCAUAAGACCUUAGAGGAGGAGGUUAUGGGCCGCAGUAAGAUGUUGUGCCAGGCCAUGAGUCUCGGCCAGUCUCUGCGGGCGGUCAGCUGUGUGGAUGACAAGGAGCUGGUUCAGGCAAAGCUAGACAACACUCAGAGCGGCUAUAUUGAGCUCCAGGAGCAUUGUCGCAAGAGGUCGGAGCUGCUGCGGCAGGCUUUGGCUAAUGCGCGCGUCUUUGGGGAAGACGAGGUGGCCCUAAUAACCUGGCUCGAUGAGGUGCACAGCAAACUGAACGACAUCUCCGUCCAAGACUACACCACGAGCGUGCUUGCAAAACAGCAUGCUGAGCUGCUGGCUGUUCAUGAGGAUAUCGAGCUGAGGAAACAAAAUGUUGAGCAGGCCAUACUGAAUGGGUUAGAACUGCUGAAACACACCACAGGCGAUGAGGUUGUUGUCAUCCAAGGCAAGCUAGAUGGAAUAAAGUCAAGGUAUUCAGAGAUCACUACAAUGAGCAAUGAUGUUUCAAAGACUUUGGACAAAGCCCUGUCUCUGGCCACCAAACUGCAAAACACCCAUGAGGAGCUGAACUCCUGGCUAGAGAAGGUGGAGUCUGAUGUUUCCACGUUUGAAGCUCAAGAGGCAGUCGGAGAGCAGCUCAACAGCUUACAAGACAUACAGAAAGCUCUGCGGAAGGAGGUUAAAGAUCAGAAGCCACUGUUGGACUCUCUGAAUGAAGUGAGCAGUGCUCUGCUGGAUCUUGUGCCGUGGAGAGCAAGGGAAGGGCUAGACAGAAUGAUCACGGAUGACAAUGAACGCUACAGAUCGGCCAGUGAUGCUGUUAGCCAGCAUGUGGACCAGACUGAAGCUGCCAUCUUAAAAUCACAGCAGUUUGAGCAGGCAGCCGUCUCUGAGCUUGCUUGGUUUAAGGAAGCUGAGAAGAAGCUGUCAUCUCCUGGAGACGUGAGGCUUGAACCCGAGGAGGCUACCUCUCAGCUUCAGGCUCAGAAGAGCUUCUCCAUGGACAUUAUGAGACAUAAAGAUGCUGUUGAUGACAUUGUGAAGACUGGCGAGACCAUUAUGAACAGCAAAGAUCAGACGGAGAAGCAGACGCUGAGGAUGACUGUCCACGAUCUGUUGGAGAAGUAUAACACUGUGAGCCAUCUGAACUCCGAGCGUUGUCUUCAGCUGGACAGAGCUCAUUCUCUAGCCUGUCAGUUCUGGGAGACAUACGAAGAGCUCUGGCCAUGGCUGCAGGAGACCAGAUCCACCUUCAGCCAACUGUCCAAGCCAGCUAUUGAGUACGAAGCACUCAGACAACAGCAGGAAGAGCUGAGGCAAAUGAGGGAGCUGAUAGCCGAGCACAAGCCGCACAUUGACAAGAUGAAUAAAACCGGACCUCAGCUGGUGGAGUUGAGUCCGUCGGAGGGACAGCCCAUCAGAGAGAAAUACCAGACGGCAGAUAGAUUGUACAGCCAGCUUAAAGUCGACGUCAAACACAGAGCCGCUGCUCUCGAUGAGGCCAUCUCCAAAUCCACUCAGUUUCAUGAUAAGAUUGACCCCAUGUUGGAGUCUCUGGAGCGAAUCGCCGAGCGCCUCCGUCAACCUCCUUCCAUUUCAGUGGAGGUGGAGAAGAUACGGGAGCAGAUAUCUGAGAACAAAGCUGUGGCUGUAGACCUGGAGAAACUUCAGCCCUCGUAUGAGACCCUCAAACAGCGAGGAGAGGAGAUGAUCGCCCGCUCUGAAGGAGCAGACAAAGACCACUCGGCCAAAGCUGUUCAAGACAAACUGGACCAGAUGGUGUUUCUAUGGAGUGACAUCCAAGCUCUUUUGGAGGAAAGAGAGGGGAAGCUUCUGGACGUCAUGGACCUGGCUGAAAAGUUUUGGUGUGACCACUGUGCUCUCAUCGUCACCAUCAAGGACACGCAUGACCUGCUGAAAGAGCUGGAGGAGCCCGGAGUCGAUCCUUCAGUGGUCAAACAACAGCAAGAGUCCGUGGAGAGCUUCAGAGAGGAGAUUGAUGGACUUCAAGAGGAAUUGAAUGUGGUUCAGAAUCUGGGAGCUGAACUCAUGACAGCGUGUGGAGAGCCUGACAAACCAGUCAUUAAGAAAAGUAUAGAUGAGGUGAACUCUGCAUGGGAAACCCUGAAUAAAACAUGGAAGGAGAUAAUAGAGAUGCUGGAGGAGGCCAUGCAGGCAGCAGUGCAGUUUCAGGACAGUCUUCAGAACAUGUUUGACUCUGUGGAUAUUAUGCAAGGCAAACUUGACUCGAUGUCGCCUGUGGGCACAGACCUAGAGACUGUGAAACAACAGAUGGAGGAACUAAAGGAGUUUAAAGGUGAGGCGUACCAGCUGCAGAUCGAGAUGGAAAGGUUGAACCAUCAGGCCGGACUCCUGCUUAAGAAGGUGGUGGAGGAAGCCGACCGCAGCACCAUCCUGGAGCCAGUGAAUGAGCUCAAAAUGCUCUGGGAAAACCUGGAUAAAAAAAUUAUAAACAGACAGCACAAACUGGAAGGGGCGCUGUUGGCAUUAGGGCAGUUCCAGCAUGCUUUAGAUGAACUUCUGGCUUGGCUUACUCACACCGAAGAGCUGCUGAGUGAACAGAGGAAGGCCUGUGGUGACCCAAAAGCCAUCGAGAUCGAGCUCGCAAAGCACCACGUGUUGCAGAACGAUGUCCUGGCCCAUAAGAGAACGGUGGAGGCAGUUAAUAAGGCGGGCAGUGAUCUGAUAGAGUCCAGUGCUGGAGAGGAGGCCAGCGGUUUACAGAAAAAACUGGAGAAUCUCAAUCAGCGCUGGAAAACAAUCCUGGAAACGACUAAAGAGAGAAGGCUGCUUUUGGACAAUGCCCUGCUGCAGGCUCAAGGUUUCCAUGGUGAGAUUGAAGAUAUGCAGCAGUGGUUAAAAGACACAGAGCGUCAGCUGUUAGCAUCAAAGGCUCUGGGAGGUUUACCAGACACUGCCCGCGAGCAACUCGACACCCAUCUGGAACUGUGCAGGACACUGGAGGAAAAAGUGGACAUAUACAAGCACCUUCUUCAGAGAGGACAGCAGAUUUUGGCAUUGACCCCUGAAGAUCAAGACAGUAGAACUGAACAGGACCUGCGCAACCUGCAGGAGAAAUGGGAGAGUGUGCAGGCCAAAGUGACUGAGAGGAAGGUGAAACUGGAGGAGGCUCUGGUGAUGGCCACAGACUUUCACAGCUCCCUGCAGGAUUUCAUUAACUGGCUGACGCAGGUUGAGCAGACCCUCAAUAUGGUAUCUCCUGCCUCUCUUAUUCUGGAGACCAUCAUGUUCCAGAUAGAUGAGCAUAAGGUGUUUGUUAUUGAGGUGAACUCUCACCGGGAUCAGAUCAUGGAGCUGGAUAAGACAGGGACACACCUGAAGUACUUCAGUCAGAAGCAAGAUGUGGUGUUGAUCAAGAAUCUGCUGCUAAGCGUUCAGAGCCGCUGGGAGAAGGUGGUGCAGAGGUCGGUGGAAAGAGGGCGACUGCUGGACGAUGCAAAGAAACGGGCCAAACAGUUUGACGAGACCUGGACCAAGCUGAUGGAGUGGCUGGAGGAGUCGGAGAGAGCUUUGGAUUCAGAGCUUGAGAUUGCAAAUGAUCCAGACAGGAUCAAGAUGCAGUUAACCCAGCACAAGGAGUUCCAGAAAGCUCUGGGCAGCAAACACUCAGUGUAUGACACCACCAGUCGUACAGGUCGAGCUUUGAAAGACAAGACCUCUUUGCAAGAUGACAACCAGAAACUGGAUGACAUGCUCAGUGAACUCAGGGACAAAUGGGACACAGUGUGUGGAAAAUCUGUGGAGAGACAAAACAAGCUGGAGGAAGCUCUGCUGUUCUCUGGUCAGUUCUCAGACGCAUUGCAGGCUCUCAUCGACUGGCUGUAUAAAGUGGAACCACAGCUGGCUGAAGAUCAGCCUGUACACGGGGACAUAGACCUCGUCCUGAAUCUCAUUGACAGCCAUAAGGUUUUUCAGAAAGAGUUGGGAAAGAGGACAGGCAGUGUGCAGGCUCUGAAGCGUUCAGCUCGUGAUCUGGUUGAGAACAGCCACGAUGACUCGUCGUGGGUCAAAGCUCAAAUGCAGGAGCUGAGCACUCGCUGGGAGACGGUUUGCAGUCUCUCAGUGUCCAAACAGACACGACUGGAGCAAGCACUGUGUCAGGCUGAGGAGUUUCACUCCACUGUUCAUAUUCUACUGGAGUGGCUUGCUGAGGCUGAACAGAGUCUUCGCUUCCACGGCUCUCUGCCGGAUGAUGAAGAAGCCCUGCGAGCUCUCAUCGAGCAGCACAAGGAGUUUAUGAAGAAACUGGAGGAGAAGAGACUUGCCCUGAAUAAAGCUACGAGUAUGGGAGAAGCCAUCCUGUCCAUCUGCCACCCAGACUCCAUCACCACCGUUAAACACUGGAACACCAUCAUUAAAGCACGCUUUGAGGAGGUAACAGCCUGGGCCCGUCAGCACCAGCAGAGACUCUCCAGUGCUCUGAAUGACCUGCUGGCCACACAGGACCUGCUUGAGAAACUGCUGAACUGGCUCCAGUGGGCCGAGACCACGCUCUGUGAGAAAGACAAGGAACCCCUGCCUCAGGAGAUAGAGGAGGUCAAAACACUCAUAGCUGAGCACCAGGCUUUCAUGGAAGAGGUGACCAGAAAACAACCAGAUGUAGACAAAAUCACCAAAACUCAUAAACGGAAAGCUACAGCAGAUCCUCCAGUCCAAUCUCAAAUCCCUGUUUUGGAGAGAGGACGAGCGGCCAGAAAGAGAUCCCCUACACAAUCCAUGUACGCUGCAGCAUCUCAGGCACAGAUCGACACCAAGAACCCCAGAGUGAAUCUGCUGGUCAGUAAAUGGCAGCAGGUGUGGCUGUUGGCUCUGGACAGACGGAGGAAACUCAAUGAUGCUCUGGACAGACUGGAGGAGCUGAAAGAGUUUGCCAACUUUGACUUUGACGUAUGGAGGAAACGCUACAUGCGCUGGAUGAACCACAAGAAGUCACGUGUCAUGGAUUUCUUCCGUCGCAUUGAUAAAGACCAGGACGGCAAAGUCACAAGGCAGGAAUUCAUCGACGGCAUCUUAUCCUCAAAAUUCCCCACAAGUCGUCUGGAGAUGAGUGCCGUGGCAGACAUUUUUGACCGGGACGGUGACGGAUACAUUGACUACUAUGAGUUUGUGGCCGCUCUGCAUCCCAACAAAGACGCGUACAAACCAUUAACUGAUGCAGAUAAAAUUGAAGAUGAGGUGACUCGCCAAGUUGCAAAGUGCAAGUGUCCGAAGCGCUUCCAAGUAGAGCAAAUUGGCGCCAACAAAUACCGGUUCUACCUUGGAAACCAGUUGGGUCUCGUUCACUGCUUACACGACCCCUUAAUCGCCGAUGAGACUAUAACAAACAGGGACAGUCCAAAUCUAACCCCCCAUCUUCACGUUGCGGUUUUGGAAAGCUGUAUCCUGUUUGGAGAUUCCCAGCAGCUGCGGCUGGUGCGGAUCCUGCGCAGUACAGUGAUGGUGCGGGUGGGAGGCGGUUGGAUGGCACUGGAUGAGUUUCUGGUGAAGAAUGACCCGUGCAGAGUUCACCACCACGGGAGUAAAAUGUUGCGCUCAGAAUCAAAUUCUUCAAUUACUCAGUCUCCUAUAGGUUGGCAACUCUCACACUUUCUGUCCUUGAUCCAUCCCAGUGCCAAAGGAAGAACCAAUGUGGAGCUUCGAGAGAAGUUUAUUCUCCCAGAAGGCACCACGCAGGUGAUGGCCAGCUUUCGCUACAGAGGUCGAAGGUCACGGCCUUCCUCCAGAGGGCCGUCACCUAACAGAUCCAACUCCAGCCACUGCUGCUCUGCACAGCCCAACCCAACCGGAGCAAACACACCCAAGACUCCCCAACAUUUAUCUCGCAAUUAUGAUAAACCCUGGCUGACAAACAGCAAAUCAGCUUCUCCUCUUAAAUCAUCUGACUCCUUUGACAGCCAAGGGUCAUCCAAUGAGACCACUCCCAUUCAGGGCAGUAAGCUUCGUCUUCCAGGAUAUUUAUCAGGAAAAGGCUUUCAGUCUACAGAAGAGGGAGCGUUGAUCAAUGCUGCAGUGAUGAAGGCCAGAGGUCAAGUGAAAGGCUCUGGUAAGAUUCCGAGCAGACCGGGCAGCAAAGCGGGAAGUCGAGGAAGCAGCCGGCGGGGCAGCGAUGCCUCAGACUUUGAUAUUUCUGACAUCCAGUCAGUCUGCUCGGAUGUAUUAGAGACGGUGACAGACUCGGGACGCCCGACACCCCGGUCGGCAUCACGACAGCAAGGCAGCAAACCCACCAAAAUCCCUACACCCCAAAGGAGGAGCACCCCUACUAGCAAACUAGUCAAUAUAUCCAAGAGAUAGUCAACAGUCCAAGUCAACAGCCACCGUUACCCAAAAGCAGCGCACGCUUGAGAGAGACUGGAUGGAUGUAGAUCACAUUAAAGACUAAAGUGUUACUUUAAAGCGUAGAGAGGUGUAAAUUAUUCUGUUGUGAAGGUGAAAAAGGAAUAUCAUGUGGAGUGUGUAUGUGUCUGUGUGUGGUAUGCAAUUGACCUUGUGUAUUUGUCCUGUACUUUAUGUGAAUAAUGUUGCGUUGUUUUCUGUUUGAUCGUUGAACAAGAAAAGACUGUACGUUCUUAGAUAAACUAACACUUUUCCACAUGUUUGCGUUGAGGGAGAAACUGAAUGUACAGUCAUUUCUUUGAGCUGACAAGCUUGUCGGCUAUGAUAAUAAUAAUAUGCCACUGUAUUCUGCACCACAGUUAUUUAUUCAUCUAUUUAAAAUGCAAUGACAAGCUGCUGUUAUGCAUUAAGGGCAAUACAAUACUUUCACUUUAACCACAGCUACUGUUCACAUAUUGCAGUUAACCCUGAUCAUGGCCUUUAAACUCACUAACAUACAGUACCUGCCUGCAGCGUUCCCAAAUAAUGUUUCUUUCGAUCAAAUCGCAGAUCGUGUGCCACUUUACUGUGACUAAAAGACAUUGAAAAGUGCAGACAUGCCUGUAUAUUCUGUUUGCCUGACUGAUGCAGACUACUCACAACCUUUUUGUAAUAAAUCUGCUUGCAGAAAGA
Triplophysa dalaica is the source of this 23480-nucleotide messenger RNA. RefSeq names its product dystonin (gene dst). Gene Ontology annotation, cellular component: membrane; cytoskeleton; cytoplasm. Lineage: Eukaryota; Metazoa; Chordata; Actinopteri; Cypriniformes; Nemacheilidae. Gene Ontology annotation, molecular function: calcium ion binding; structural molecule activity; cadherin binding. Bases 186 to 22766 code for a protein of 7526 amino acids. Gene Ontology annotation, biological process: wound healing; intermediate filament cytoskeleton organization. The transcript is spliced from 104 exons. The record is from RefSeq and is a predicted model, not a curated record.